Messenger RNA from Alnus glutinosa, 2818 nucleotides. RefSeq names its product U-box domain-containing protein 32. The record is from RefSeq and is a predicted model, not a curated record. The transcript is spliced from 10 exons. The coding region runs from base 203 to 2644 and encodes 813 amino acids. Gene Ontology annotation, biological process: protein phosphorylation; protein ubiquitination. Gene Ontology annotation, molecular function: ubiquitin-protein transferase activity; protein kinase activity; ATP binding. Lineage: Eukaryota; Viridiplantae; Streptophyta; Magnoliopsida; Fagales; Betulaceae.
AAGCCCUGCUUUUCAAAAGUGGAGAGACUAAUCUGUAUACACAAGCUUAAGCCUUAAGGGAACCUCCAAGUCUUUUUAGCGCGUCCAUGACUCGGUGACUCUCCGAGUCCGAAACCCAGAACCAUCCCCGAGUCUCUAAUUGCCUCGAAGGGCAAGAUCCUUAAUUUCAUACAAAACCAGAGUGAUCACACUGUGUGUACAGAUGGGUAGCAUUGAGGAGGUUGAACAGGAGCGAGAAUUCAAUGUGGAAGAGACUAUAUUUGUUGCGGUGGGGAAGAGUGUGGAAGAGAGCAAAACAACGCUGUUCUGGGCUGUGCAGAACUUUGCGGGCAAGAAGAUUUGCGUGUUCCAUGUUUACCAGCCUAAGCGUGUGGCUGAACUGACGGAUAUAAAAUUUUCAGGAGACAGACUCAAAGAACAGGCUGGUAAGGCCUUAUGGGAAGUUGAACGGCAAAAGCUGCAUGAACUUCUAGAUCAAUAUAUUCUCGUUCUUGUGCAAGCAGGGGUAGAGGCAGAUAAAGUAUGGAUUGAGAUGGAUAACGUGGAGAAAGGGAUUGUAGACAUUAUUACCCGGCACAAUAUUAGAUGGCUUGUCAUGGGGGGAGCAGCAGAAAAGUACUACUCAAAGAAAUUGGCAGAGCUAAAGUCCAAAAAAGCAUUCUUUGUAUGCCAACAAGCACCAAUUUCCUGUAAUGUUUGGUUUGUUUGCAAGGGGCGCCUCAUAUACACCAGGGGAGGCGGAAAAGAUAAAUCUGAUUUAGAGAUUGCCCCUCCAUUGCUGCUGCUGAAUUCAGAUAUACAAAAUGAGCAAUCAGAGAACUUAGAAUCAGAAACUCUCACUGAUGAUCUGAAAUUUUUAGAUGCAGAGGGAAAUGUUAAUGACCUGGAGAGAAUCUCAAGAAGCUUCAGUCCCCAGUGUUCUGUAUACUCAAUUCGGUCCACUAAAAGGGUGGUUGGCACUUCAAAGUUGGCCCUGGGUUUGACGAAUGAGGAGGAAGAAGAUCAAGGACAAGCCACUAUUGAAUAUUAUUCUAGACUAGAAGAAGCCAUGAGAGAUGCAAAGAGCUCAAAAAGGAAAGAAGUUGAAGAGGCAGUUAAGCGAUGGAAAGAAGAAGACAAUGCCGUGGAGGCUAGAUGCAAGGCAAACUUUAUUUCACCAUUCACAUUUUUUUUUGGGGGGGCCAAAGCAUUAGAGAACUUAUGCGCUAAGGAGAUGAGCCAAAGGAGAGAAAUCGAGGAAGUGCUGACAAGAGAAAAGCAAGAAGUAGAGAGGUUGAAGAAUCAGAAGGAUGACUUCAUGAAAGAACUCCGGAUGGUUAAGGAACAGAAAUCAGUACUUGAGGGCUGGUUUGAAGAGUCCCAAAGUGUGGUGAGGGAGUUAGAGGAGAAGAUCAUCUCAGCUGUGGAACUCUUGAUCAGUUUCAAGGAAAAAAGGGACAGGUUGCAGAUAGAGCAUGAAAAUGCAGUAAGAGAAGUCAACAAACUGAGGAAAAUGUUAAAUGGGGAAGUUGCAAGGUUUUGCAGUGUACAAAUCCCUGCAUUCUCUUUCAUGGAGAUCAAUGAGGCGACUCACAACUUUGACCCGUCCUGGAAGAUUGCAGAAGGAAGAUAUGGAAGUGUUUAUAAAGGAAUCCUUCGUCAUGUUCAUGUUGCUAUAAAGAUGUUGCCAUUCUACGGCUGUCAAAGCCAGUUGGACUUCCAAAAUGAGGUAGAGGUUUUGAGUAGGGUGAGGCAUCCAAACCUUGUAACACUAAUUGGAACUUGUCCAGAAUUUAGGUCAAUUGUCUAUGAAUAUGUACAAAAUGGAAGUCUUGAAGACCGCCUUGCAUGCAAAGACAACACUUCCCCACUUCCAUGGCAAAUUCGAACAAGGAUUGCUGCUGACAUAUGCUCUGCCCUUAUUUUCCUUCGCUCUAAUAAGCCCUGUAUUAUCCAUGGGAAUUUAAAACCCAGUAAAGUCCUCCUUGAUGCCAAUUUUGUCAGUAAACUUGGUGACUUGGGCAUCCUUCACAUGAUCCCACAAAAUGAACAUCCAGCUCAUGCCAUCAGAUUAUGUAAUAACCCAAUGGGAACCUCUGUGUACAUGGACCCAGAUUUUCUUAAGACUGGAAAGCUUACACCGGAGUCGGAUGUUUACUCAUUUGGAAUUAUUCUGUUACGACUAUUAACUGGGAGACCAGUUUUGAGUGUAGUGAAGGAUGUGAAAUGUGCACUAGAAAAUGAAAAUUUCCUGGCAGUGUUAGAUAUUUCAGCUGGGGACUGGCCACUUACGCAAGCCAAACAGUUGGCUCAGUUGGGAUUGAGGUGCUGUGAGAAGAGCCAGUUGAAUCUGCCAGACCUUGUGUCAGAAAUAUGGAAUUUUCUCGAGCCAAUGGGAGCCUCAUGUAUCACCUCAGCAUCAUGCCUGGUUUCUAAGAAGCCUCGCCAGAUUCCCUCCCACUUUCUGUGUCCCAUUUAUCAGGAAGUCAUGACAGAUCCACAAAUAGCUGCAGAUGGCUACACAUACGAAUCUGAGGCAAUAAGAGGAUGGUUCGAAAGCGGCCACAACACUUCGCCCAUGACAAAUCUUAAGCUUGAACACUGCAAACUUGUCCCUAAUUAUGCCCUUCAAAAUGCAAUUCUAGAGUGGGAGCUACAAUUAUGAUUUUUUAUUUAUUUUUUAUUUUUUUACCCCUUUCUGUCUUUUACAUAUGCUGGAAAUGUAUAAUACCGGUCUGGUCUGGAUACCAAUUUAACCACUAUAUUUUUGUAUACCAAUGUAACUGAAAUACGGUAAUGUACAGAACAAGCAAUUAUACGGACUUGUUAAUUUGGACCC